Amphimedon queenslandica is the source of this 527-nucleotide messenger RNA. RefSeq names its product glutaredoxin-1-like. Gene Ontology annotation, molecular function: glutathione disulfide oxidoreductase activity. Bases 121 to 432 code for a protein of 103 amino acids. Lineage: Eukaryota; Metazoa; Porifera; Demospongiae; Haplosclerida; Niphatidae. Gene Ontology annotation, biological process: cellular response to oxidative stress. The transcript is spliced from 3 exons. The record is from RefSeq and is a predicted model, not a curated record. Gene Ontology annotation, cellular component: cytoplasm.
UGGCUUCUUGCUUAAUUUGCUCAUUUUCUGUUGCCCCUGUUUUUUAGUUGUUGUAUUCAGCGAUCUCUUUCUUUCCUAACUUUCCUGUCUUUUGCAAAACAGAGAGAGACAUUGUAAAACAUGGCUGCCAAGGAAUUGGUUGAUAAGAUUCUUAAGGAGAAUAAAGUUGCUGUCUUUUCGAAAUCUUAUUGCCCAUACUGCAAAAUGGCUAAGGCAUCUUUGAAUGAGACCGGUGUUAAGUACUACCUCAUGGAAAUGGAAGAUAGGCCUGAUUGUGAUGCCAUACAGAACUAUCUCGCUCAACUGACGGGGGGUCGUACGGUCCCUCGUGUUUUUAUUGGAGGGGUUUGUAUUGGCGGGGGUUCUGAGACGCAAGAAAUGCAGAGGUCAGGGGAGCUUGUUGCUAAGCUAAAGGAAGUGGGAGCUCUUUAAAUAGAAGAAACAAACCUUAGGUUACAGUUCUUUUAGUUUAGUUUUUAGUUUAUGCUAAUAUCUAUGGUUUAUGAUUAUUAAAAAUAAAAAAUCAA